CCGGGGCAAGCGGAGGACCCAGCGAGGGGCUGGGCUGAGACCCGUCCAACUCGCUUCGUGCCAGGGAGAUGACGCUCGGGUGGCCGCGCAGGCAGCGGGGGAAGCAGCCGGUGCCGGUGACCUUCAGCGCGGCCGGUGAGGAUGAUGGCCAGCCCGGAGGAUGACCUCAUCGGCAUCCCCUUCCCCGAGCACAGCAGCGAGCUGCUGAGCUGCCUGAAUGAGCAGCGGCAGAUGGGGCUGCUCUGCGAUGUCACCAUCAAGACACAGGGGCUGGAGUAUCGCACCCACCGCGCCGUCCUGGCCGCCUCCAGCCGCUACUUCAAGAAGCUCUUUGCGGGGCCGGGGCCGGGGCAGGAGGUCUGCGAGCUGGACUUUGUCGGGCCGGAGGCGCUGGGCGCACUGCUGGAGUUCGCCUACACGGCCACGCUCACCAUCAGCAGCGCCAACAUGGGCGAGGUGCUGCGCGCCGCGCGGCUGCUGGAGAUCCCCUGCGUGAUCGCUGCCUGCGUGGAGAUCCUGCAGGGCAGCGGCAUGGAGGCGCCCGGCCCCGACGACGGCGACUGCGAGCGCGCCCGCCAGUACCUGGAGGCUUUCGCCGCGCUGCCCGAGGGUGAGCUCCUGGCCCCGCCGCCCUCGCGCCCCGCCGCACGCCGCAGCAAGAAGACCCGCAAGUUCCUGCAGACCCGCGGCGCCCGGCUCAACAACCACGCCGAGGAGCCGCCCGCCGAGGCCGAAGGCUGCAGCAGCCCCCCGCCGCCCCCCCAGCCGCCCUCACCCCCCCUGCCCGAGGGGCUACCUCUGUCCUACGACAGCUUUGAGCUGCCCGAGGAGGAGGAGCUGGCCCCGCAUCCCUUCCCCUUCCCCUACCAGCCUCCCCUGUCCCCUGAGGAGGCCGCCUCUGAUGAGGACGCCAUUGACCCCGACCUGAUGGCGUACCUGAGCUCGCUGCACCACGAGUCGCUGGCGCCGGGGCUGGAUACGCCUGACAAGCUGGUGCGGAAGCGCCGCUCGCAGAUGCCCCAGGAGUGCCCCGUAUGCCACAAGGUCAUCCACGGCGCCGGCAAGCUGCCCCGCCACAUGCGCACGCACACGGGGGAGAAGCCCUUCGCCUGCCAGGUCUGCGGGGUCCGCUUCACAAGGAACGACAAGUUGAAGAUCCACAUGCGCAAGCACACGGGCGAGCGGCCCUACUCCUGCCAGCACUGCAGCGCCCGCUUCCUGCACAGCUACGACCUGAAGAACCACAUGCACCUGCACACGGGCGCCCGGCCCUAUGAGUGCUACCUCUGCCACAAGGCUUUCGCCAAGGACGACCACCUCCAGCGGCACCUCAAGGGCCAGAACUGCCUCGAGGUGCGGACCCGCCGCCGCCGCCGCGAGGAGCCGCCGCCGCCACCGGUGGGUCCCCCCGGCCUCGACCUGUCCAACGGGCGGCUGGAGGGGCUGCGCCUUUCCCUCGCCCGCUACUGGGGUCCGGGAAGGAUCAAGGAAGAGGAAGAGGAGGCGGAGGGUGAGGAAGGGCCGCAGCCGGACGGCGCCGUGAAGGUGGAGACGGCGUAGGGUAGCUGCGGCGGCGG
Molecule: messenger RNA, 1577 nt
Organism: Pezoporus flaviventris
Lineage: Eukaryota; Metazoa; Chordata; Aves; Psittaciformes; Psittacidae
Gene: ZBTB7B
Product: zinc finger and BTB domain containing 7B
Exons: 3
Coding region: 142-1560 (472 amino acids)
Biological process (GO): positive regulation of gene expression; regulation of transcription by RNA polymerase II
Molecular function (GO): RNA polymerase II cis-regulatory region sequence-specific DNA binding; protein binding; DNA-binding transcription factor activity, RNA polymerase II-specific
Source: RefSeq, a predicted model, not a curated record